AUGGGAGGAAACAGGGAAUUUGAGUUAUUUGAUGAAGCUCAAAUCGUGAUUGAGAGAACUGAGAGCUGCCGUGUUAAUCAAAUUAAAACGUAUUUUUUGGUCCUCCCACGGACUGUGACACUCAGCACGGAGCCGCAGGGGUGGCAGUCUGGAGUCGGAGUCGUGGUGACCAGCUGCAAGUAUUCACGUUUCGUCCUCCUGGGGAAGAGGAAAGGGUCUUUCAGAGCCAGUAGUUUCCAGCUCCUUGGGGGUCAUCUGGAGUUACGUGAAAGCUGGGAAGAAUGUGCUCGAAGGGAAACGUGGGAAGAAGCUUUUCACCUGAAAAAUGCUCGCUUUGCCUCAGUUGUAACUUCUUUCAUUGGGAAGGAAAAUUACCAUUAUGUUACUAUAUUAAUGAAAGGAGAAGUGGACGUGACUCAUGAUUCAGAACCAAAGAAUGUAGAGCCUGAAAAAAAUGAAAGUUGGGAGUGGGUUCCCUGGGAAGAAUUUCCUCCACUAGACCAGCUUUUCUGGGCCCUGUGUUCUUUGAAAGAACAAGGCUAUGAUCCAUUUAAAGAAGAUCUGAACCACCUGGUAGGAUGCAAAGGAAAUCAUCUCUAG
Saimiri boliviensis boliviensis (Bolivian squirrel monkey) is the source of this 600-nucleotide messenger RNA. Lineage: Eukaryota; Metazoa; Chordata; Mammalia; Primates; Cebidae. The record is from RefSeq and is a predicted model, not a curated record.